AUGGGCUAAUUGCAUCAUAUUGAAAUUCAAGAGGAGAUUGAAAAUCUUUAAAUAAUGCAGAAUUUUUUUCGUGAUUAUUCGUUUUAGUAUUAUAUAUGUUAGAUUGAAUAUUAGAUAUUACCAGGUGGAGUCAAGAAGGCCCGAGGGCGAAGUAGAGAAGGGAUCGUCGAAUCGGGAAUCGAAAGGGAACGAGAAAGAGCGAUGGCGACGUCAAUGACGAGAUCGGGUCUCCGAGCGGCGGCGGCCGCCCUCCGUGGAGAGGCGAAGAGCGGCGCCCGCCCCGUUCUUCCUAAUAAGAGGAGCUUCUCUGCCUCUGCCCACCACGACGACGCCUAUGAGACCGCGAAAUGGGAGAAGAUUACAUACGCUGGAAUCGUUACCUGCACCAUUCUGUCCAUCCAUAACCUGUCCAAGGGGCAUCGCCACCCUCCCGAGCCACCGCCUUACCCAUAUCUGCGCAUCCGGAACAAGGAAUUCCCCUGGGGUCCUGAUGGCCUUUUUGAGAAGAAGAAGCAUUCUGAGCACUAGCAUAUGCCUUUGUUAAGAGACUUCUAUUUGUGUUCCAUGAUCUCUGCUGGUUGAUGAAGUGAAAUUCGAGCAGACACUUCAAAUCUAUCUUCAAGCUUUUCUUCCUUGAAAAUCUAAUAAGCUUGUUGAAUCUAAGUCCAGCAUUCACGAUACUGUAGUUUGACAUAGUUGUAUUAUGUAGAUCUCUCAGCAAAUGUGUAGCCUUUGGUUUGGUUGAGCUUUCUUCAACUUAAGUAUGCUUGUGCUCAGUUAUUACCGAGCAGAACCGCUGGAAUGAAGUGUGAUGCAAGUAAACUGGUUUUUUUGA
Elaeis guineensis (African oil palm) is the source of this 835-nucleotide messenger RNA. RefSeq names its product cytochrome c oxidase subunit 6a, mitochondrial. NCBI's taxonomy places the organism in Eukaryota, Viridiplantae, Streptophyta, Magnoliopsida, Arecales, Arecaceae. Gene Ontology annotation, molecular function: enzyme regulator activity. Gene Ontology annotation, biological process: mitochondrial electron transport, cytochrome c to oxygen. The record is from RefSeq and is a predicted model, not a curated record. Gene Ontology annotation, cellular component: mitochondrial inner membrane.